This is a messenger RNA of Cercospora beticola, 406 nucleotides long. Lineage: Eukaryota; Fungi; Ascomycota; Dothideomycetes; Mycosphaerellales; Mycosphaerellaceae. The record is from RefSeq and is a predicted model, not a curated record.
ACCCGUCUCCAUCCUCCACUUGAGAAAGUCUUGAACUUCGUAGGUCUCGCCGGUGUUAGAGAGUAAAACGGCGUGGCCCUCAGUGUCAUGUCAAAUAAACACCAUCAUCGUCUCAUUCAUUCCAACGCGAGAAAGUCCUCCUUCCCCCGCCUGCAACUCAGUGUGGUGCUUGACUUGCGUGCGCCAUUCAGAUCAAGGUGCUGUCAGGUAUGCCGUAUCCUUCCUUCAGAGACCUUGCUUUCAUUGGUGUUUGAUGGGCGCGCGUGACCAGAAUCGCGGCAGAUGGAUGGAUUGUCGUUGGAUGUGAUGCGAGGCGCUUAUUUGCUGAUCUGGCUCUCGUCUUUCUUCUCUUGCGCUUCAGGCGUCGAACUCGCUUCUUUCUCCACUUCGCUCUCAUCUUGGCUGU